This is a messenger RNA of Gigantopelta aegis, 342 nucleotides long. RefSeq lists its product as uncharacterized. The record is from RefSeq and is a predicted model, not a curated record. Lineage: Eukaryota; Metazoa; Mollusca; Gastropoda; Neomphalida; Peltospiridae. The transcript has a single exon. The coding region runs from base 1 to 342 and encodes 113 amino acids.
AUGUUUGUUCAGAGUGGGAUACAUGAAACAGGCUCUCUAAAGGCACAGGUUGCUGCAGGUUCAUUCGUCUCGGCGAGAAGAAAGCAAAAAGAAACCUGCUGCCAAGAAGAUAUGCUGUUGAGAAGCCAAAGAAGGUUAAAACUCCCAUCAAGAAGGCAACCAAGAAGUCAGGCAGGAGACAAGAAAGCUAAGCCUGCAGCUAAGAAAACCAAGUCCCCUAAGACUGACCGCAAAACCAAAGAAAGCAAAGACCGCCCAAGAAAGCAAGGUGGCAGCAAAGCAAAAAAAGGUCAAAACGCCCAAAAAGAAAGUCGUCAGGGAGGGCAAAGAAAAAGCCUUUAA